Molecule: messenger RNA, 3366 nt
Organism: Galleria mellonella (greater wax moth)
Lineage: Eukaryota; Metazoa; Arthropoda; Insecta; Lepidoptera; Pyralidae
Product: scm-like with four MBT domains protein 2
Exons: 7
Coding region: 275-2896 (873 amino acids)
Biological process (GO): regulation of DNA-templated transcription
Cellular component (GO): nucleus
Source: RefSeq, a predicted model, not a curated record
UUAUAGGGUUUAAGACCGUGUUGUUGUUUACUACAUACCAAAUACCUACUUAAGGAAAGUAGUAUAAAUUAUAAAACAAUAAGUGCGAAGAAGAUAAAUAAAUACAUUCUUAGGUUUGCUAAAGAGAGAUAGAUUACUAUUGAAAUUGAAUUUCAUAAAGUAGAAAAGUUCAUUCAGCCAGCUGAGAGCUUCAUGACCGUUUCAUUUCUAUUUAAUUGUUGUGUUAUGUGCUAUUUAUAAUUUUUCUUGAUGAACUUAAACACUAUUUUGUAUAAUGGUGGAGUUUGACUGGAGUAUUUUUUUGGAAGCUAAUAAGUGCAUUGCCGUCCCAGAGGAAUUAUUUUCUCAUGUGGAAGCAAGUCUUAACAAUGGCAUUAGACAAGGCAUGCUGCUUGAAGUAUGCCAUAAAACGAAUCCAGACAUAUACUGGAUUGCUAAAAUUACUAUGGUUUGUGGACACCUCUUGAGGAUCAAGUUUAUAGGGGCUGACAGUGAUUUUUGGUGUGAUAUAUCUGGCACUAAGGUGCACCCUCUUGGUUGGUGUGGGAAGUAUGAUGAGUUAAUAGAACCACCUGAUGAUAUAAAUGAAAGGUAUGGAGAUACCAUCAUAGACAUAAUGAAGAAAGUACUAAUGGGUGGACAAUCGGUGUCAAUAGAAGCUUUAAAUAACAAGGGGUUGUCACCUAUUGAUAGAAUUAUAUCAGGGAUGAAGGUGGAAGUGCAAAAUAUUCUGGAUCCAUACAAAUAUUGGAUUGCAACAGUAUCUGAGAAUGUGGGAGGGCGGCUUUUACUACGCUAUGACGGUGCGGAUGAUGAUCAGCAAGAUUUCUGGAUAUUCUUCUCAAAUCCGCGCUUGUGUAAUUUUGGAUUCGUCACUAAUAAGGGUUCGCCGUGGCAAUUCAAAUAUCCAGGGAAAGUGAACAAGUUUUCAUGCAAGAAUAAACUCAGUACUCAAUUGAGGCAGAGUGCUGAAGAAUCCAUUAAAGAGCCAACACCUGCUGAUUUAUUUCAGCCUACUCCCAGCUUAGAAGUGCACAACUUUGUCACAGGAAUGAAAUUAGAGGCUCUAAGCCCUCAGGACAUGAAAUCAAUAAGGCCAGCCACUGUGACCAAAGUAUUUAAUAACUUUCACUUUCUAGUCAUCAUUGAUGACCAUCUUGAAGAUUAUGAAGAAUCAAAAAUGGCUUGGCUUUGUGAUUCUAUGCAUCCAUACAUAUACCCCAUAGGUUGGGCUGAAAAGCACAACAUUACAUUCAAAACACCAAAAAUUUGGAAAGAAGGCCCUUUCGAUUGGGAUGAAUAUCUGUCUAUGACCUCGUCAGUGCCAGCUCCGGAUUACUGUUUCGGGAACAAGACACCAUUGAAAGGAAUUGAAGUGAACAUGAUGUUGGAAGCUGUUAAUCCGCAGAACCACGCAGAAAUACAUGUAGCUACAGUGGGGUCAAUUGUAGAACACAUGGUGUGUGUGGAACUUCUACCUAUUGGGGAGAAAGUAUGGUAUGCACAUGACAGCGACCUUCUCUUUCCCGUGGGUUGGUGUGAUAGUAACAAUUAUGAACUCCACAUCCCUGAUACAUCUACCAAUAAAGAGUCACCAAAACUAGCAGAAGAAGUGAGGAAUGUUAAAGAAGAUAUGAAAUCGUCAGAGGAGUGGUGUGAUAGGAUUUUUUUCAAUUACAAAUGUUAUUCUGGCCCAUCAAUCAGUAGGAACAAACUGUCUCAGCUACCAAAACAUGUCGGUCCUGGGCCUUUAUCUUUAGUUUUGAAAGAAGUAUUAAACAAAAUUAUAUCAGCAUCUUAUAAGCCAGCUAAGUUGCUUAAAGACUGGGAGACUGAGGAAGCUCCUGAAGAAGGCAUGAGACUAGAAAUGUUGAGGGCUAAAUUAAAAACUUCCACUUAUCAUGCUUAUGUUCCAAUAGCAACGACUGCAGACCAAGUUAUGUCGUUUUGCCGGGAAAUGUGUAUUAAGAUGCAAGCAUGCCCUUGUCUCUUUGGGCCAGUGGAAUACCUCGAACACUGUCCACAGAACUGCCAGCAAGUUGAUAAAUCCAUAUUUCAUAAUGGCACUGAGCGACGUGGUAGACCGAAAGGCACCUUUAGCAGUAAGAAAAAAAAGAAAAAGUCCACUCCUGAAAAGAGAGAAAAAGAACAGCAAAUGAGUCAAGAUAUAACAAAAGAUGGGGAAUAUAUCGAAAGCGAGCACAGUGCUGGUUCCACGCCACCAUCUGAGCCAGGAACAAGGCCAAAUUCACCAGAGAGUGGAAUCGAAUAUAAAAGAAGUAAACGUAAAAGGCAAGAACAAAAAAAUACAUAUCCUAAAAUGGAAAUGAAAACGAGAGGUGCGAAACUACCAAAUUUCGCAUUACAGAUGAAAGAAGCUCAUUGGAACAAAAAAGAUGUAGAGACAAUGUACAAUAAUACCUGUGUAACAAAAAAACAAAACUCGCCAGAUAGCGACACGGAAAAUGAUACUAACGAAAGCAGCUCUAAUUCAAGAGAUGCUAAAAAUAUUUCCGAUGUAUCAGAUUCUGAAGAGCCGGAAUUAAAAAAAUUGAAAUUUACUUCUUAUGAUCCUCUACCAUCCGAUAAUAAAAUGUUUGAAAAAGACACUUCCUUGCCGUGGAUGAAAGAUAAGCUCAAACUGUCUCCUAAUCCAUUGGAGUGGUCUGUUGAUGAUGUUUACUCAUAUUUAAUUAAUACAGAUGAUUGCAAACUAAUAGCUAAAAAGAUGAAAGAAGAAGAAAUUGAUGGUGAAGCCUUCAUAAUGCUCGAUUUAGCAACCAUACAAGACUUUUUGCAUAUGAAAAAAGAAUUUGCUUUGCAGUUGUGCAAACAUAUUACAAUGAUUAGAUGGUACUAUAUAGUCAAUUAUGAAGAUAAUGAUGAAUCUUUAUGAAUUUGUUCCUGAAUAUUUUAUUUUUGUCUAGUCCAUAAUAAAAUACUUGUUAUUAAUCAAUUUUAUUGUAAUGUAUUGUACAUAGAAUUUCACUACAUUUUAUAAAUAUUCAAACAAAUGUAUUCUUUCGGAAUCUUUUACAAAUGUAACUACAAAUUUUAGCCAUGAACGACUUAUUGUGUUCCAUGUUUUUGCUGCAAGUAAAAUCUUCAUCUAAAUGUAUAUUUUUCUUAGCAAAUGAUACUUUUACGGGUAUUUCUCUUUCUGGUAGGUCUUGCUGUAAUUUAACGUAUUUCUCUAAUUCAAUUUUCUUAGCUCCUACUUUUUUCAUAUUCUCUGCAGAUGCUACAUGGUAUUCUGAACGUUCUUGGCCAUUUGGAUGUUUAAUAUUAAUUUCGGAUAAUAAAUUUCGGUCAUUCAUUUUAAUCUGAACAAACGGUAUACCACUUAAUAAAUAAAUAUUAAAAUUU